CUUGGAUUAAACAUACAGCCGGAAGAAGAGAAGAAGACUCAGAUUUGUUCACACCGUAGAAGCUCCGAACUCGAGGUUCGACCAGAACCCGGUCCAAAGAGCCAGUUUCCUAAACGACAUCGCCUGCAGGAUGGCCUUGAUCUCGUUGGAGGAUCUCGAGGGUUUGGAUGACGAGCAGCUGGAUGAUGACAUCAGUGAUGCCCCUGAGCCAAUGGCCGAAGAGGAGCAAGACCGGCUGCUGAGCCACUGGCAGGCUGUGGCCAGCACCCACCAGGUGUCGGUUCCUGCAGAGAUGACCGGACCCAUCCAGGAAAUGACACGAAACAGCCAGCAGACGGAGCCCCUCCCCUUCGGCGUCCUCUCCCGCCAUGAGAAGAUGGGCGAGGUUCUGUACGAGGAGCGGAUCUACCCAGCAGGGAACUGGGUCAGCGUGACUCGCGGGGAGGAGCUGUACGAGCAGAGCAUCUCGCUGGCUUUCAUGAAGCUAAUGCGCUUCAUCUGCAAGGAGAACUCUUCAGGUCAGUACCUGGGGAUGACUGUACCAGUCGUCAGCAGCAUUCAGAUGCAGGACUGUGAGACGUUUGAGAAGAAAGUUGAGACGGCAUUCUUCCUUCCUGCCAGAUUCCAGAGUAAUGUGCCGCAAUCCUUGGACUCUGACAUCACCAUCACCCACAGGGAACCAUUCAGAGUAAUCGCAAGGACGUUCUAUGGGACGACCACAGAGCAGACUGUGAGCUCGCAGAUCCGCCUCCUUUGGGAGCUCCUCGGCGUCAGCGAUGGCUUCCACCGCAACCGCUACAUGGUGGCUGCGUACGACAACCCUGCGGCGCCGCGGCGCCGGAACGAGAUCUGGUUCCUCCACAGGAACAUGUAGGCUCCGCCCACAGAGCCCGCCUCUAUCUUCACCAAUUGAGCCCUCGUUUUUGCAAACUCCUCCAUUUGCUCUGAGUACAGGAAGUGCCAUCUAAUUGAUCGCUUCUUGACUCGAGUUCACCUCCCUGACAAUGAAGUCUCGUUUUGUUUUGUUUUUUAUGACAUCACUUCCUAUUCAUCCCUGAAAGAGUAACAUCACUACCUGUUUGAUGUCAGUGUCUUGCUACUUCCUGUUUUUUACUUCCUGUCUGUACAUACCUGAUAGAACUUUGCGAUGUACAGUUUUCUAUUUUAGUGCAACUGAAUGUUUUGUAAUCUGUAUUGUGGUGUUGUGGAUGUCUGGGUAGAUCAGGAGGCGGAGCCUGUUUCCUCCGCUGCCAAAGAUGUAUUUAAUGUCACUUAAUGAAAUCAGAAACUAGAUUUUCAGCUCAUCAUUUUGAACGUUUCUCUUUCUGUAUAAAAAAAACACAAAUGAAUAAACUGACCUGUAUUGACCCAACUGGAAGCGUAAAAUUUAUGAUUCAGGAAAGCAGCAGCGCCCCCCGGCUGC
Cyprinodon variegatus (sheepshead minnow) is the source of this 1423-nucleotide messenger RNA. RefSeq names its product heme-binding protein 1-like (gene soul4). The coding region runs from base 131 to 874 and encodes 247 amino acids. The transcript has 6 exons. The record is from RefSeq and is a predicted model, not a curated record. Lineage: Eukaryota; Metazoa; Chordata; Actinopteri; Cyprinodontiformes; Cyprinodontidae.